Gasterosteus aculeatus aculeatus (three-spined stickleback) is the source of this 1057-nucleotide messenger RNA. RefSeq names its product proteasome activator subunit 1 (gene psme1). NCBI's taxonomy places the organism in Eukaryota, Metazoa, Chordata, Actinopteri, Perciformes, Gasterosteidae. Gene Ontology annotation, cellular component: proteasome activator complex; cytoplasm; nucleoplasm. Gene Ontology annotation, molecular function: endopeptidase activator activity. Gene Ontology annotation, biological process: regulation of proteasomal protein catabolic process; positive regulation of endopeptidase activity; regulation of G1/S transition of mitotic cell cycle. The record is from RefSeq and is a predicted model, not a curated record.
GGAAAGUACGGAACUGUCCAAACGUACUUUCAUUUUCGCUUUUUCCUGCUGAGUAACAGUGAGCGUUACGCGCGGCGUCGAGUUACACAACUAAAGAGCGUUUAGUUCUUCUCCGCGGUGUAACUAAAGUGUAAACUUCCACAAACUUAAUCCCGUAACCAACGGAGACCAAACAUGGCGUCUCUGGAUAUUCGUCUGGACUCGAAGAAACAGGUGGAUGACUUCUGCCAAAAACUUACCAAGGAGGCGGAAGACUUGGUAUCCAAAUUUUUCCCUCUGAAGAUUGAGGAGCUGCAGGUGCUGUUGAAGACAUCUUUCAGCUGCGACAACCUGGCGUCCCUGAAGGCUCCGCUGGACAUCCCGAUACCGGACCCGGCUAAAGAGGAGGCCAAGCGCAAGAAGAAAGAGGAGAAGGAGGCGAAGGAGGGGAAGAAGGACAAGGACGAGGAUAAAGAGGACGAAGAUUCAGGGCCUCCUUGUGGUCCCAUCUGCACCAACCAGCGAGUGGAGCAUCUCCUGCAGUUGGUGAAGCCUCAGAUCCAGACACUGAAGGAGAAGCUCAACGUGGUGUCGAUGUGGGUGCAACUCCAAAUCCCUAAAAUUGAAGACGGCAACAACUUUGGAGUGGCUGUCCAGGAGAAGGUGUUCGAGCUGCUGACCAACACACGCACAAGGAUCGAGGGGUUCCAAACUCAGAUUUCAAAAUAUUACAAUGAGAGAGGCGAUGCUGUGGCCAAAGCCUCCAAACAGUCCCACGUGGGAGACUACAGACAGCUGGUCCAUGAGCUGGACCAGUACCAGUACUGUGAGCUCCGCCUUGUGAUCUUGGAAAUCUGCAGCACAUAUGCGGUGCUCUUUGACAUCAUUAACAAGAACUACGACAAGAUCAAGAAGCCCAAAGGAGACGGCAAGGCUCUGAUCUACUGAGACUCCGGAUGCUCUCGGGCUUACAAGAUGCAACUUUUGUAGUAUGACACUCAAGUAACUAAACAGCCGCUCUGCCACGCGUGCUUUCAUGCUGGUUCAAAUUACACAAUAAAGCAAUACAAUUCCAAAA